Messenger RNA from Drosophila gunungcola (fruit fly), 1125 nucleotides. RefSeq lists its product as uncharacterized. The transcript has a single exon. Bases 104 to 739 code for a protein of 211 amino acids. NCBI's taxonomy places the organism in Eukaryota, Metazoa, Arthropoda, Insecta, Diptera, Drosophilidae. The record is from RefSeq and is a predicted model, not a curated record.
CCGGAUCCAGUUGGCCUUUGCUGAACAUUCGAUCAGUCCGUUCCAAAAUUACUCGUUUUUGAAAGGGUUCCAAGGCCCAGCCGUCAAAUCUCGGCCAUCAGACAUGUCGGUUACCACCAGCGGCAGCGCUCCGAGCAUUUGGAGCAGACCAAGUCCCUCCUGCGUGGCGGAAAUCACGAUGAUCGGCGAUGGGCCGCACGUGCAACGCCCCCGCCAUAGCCGCCCAAGUCCGCCCCCCCGCCAGCCGAUGUUGACGGCACCGGAUCAACGGUCUCGAACUCGCCCGCCCCGCCGCACCCACUUUCUGCGCAAGAUGAGCCUGCAACGGAGUUUGGCCUUCUACAGCCGACUAAGGAACACUGUCGGCAGUCCACCGCCCGGAUUUGGGUACCUUUUCGCGGCGGACUUCGGCCUGAGGCGCCAACUGCGACGGGACUCCUAUUUGCCGGCCAUCGGAAACUGGCUUGGGUUACCCAUCGAUAAUUUUGAGGGGCCCGAAAACAAUGGGGACCCCGAGGGGAGAAGAUUGUUCUCAGAACGACGCCACUGGGGACGGGCUCAGCUGCAUUUUCAGCAGUAUCUGGGCCUGAGGCAUCUCCAUCACCACAGCCCCAGAUCAUUUUCACUAAGAUUUGCUCUAAGCCCACUGGCCAUGAAGAUCUUCUACGGCAUGGUGUACGGACUGGGUCUAAGGGAGGCUUUAAGGUUGGCCUUCAACGAGGUGUUCUACUUGCAUUAGCUGUGGGAUUUUCGGUACCUCAACGAUAGAUUAUAAAUAAAAUAUUGUCAAUCGAAACUUUGCAAUCUAGGCGGGUGAACCUCUUCCCAAACGACAGCCUCAUGCAUAUGCAGUUGCCCCUUCAUUUGUCCCACUGGAAAACCCCUACAGGAAAUCUGUAUGCCGCAGGUUACUUUUCUUGUCCAAGAGCUUCUGCCACGCAUUUCGCCGUUGUGCUUUUAUGGAAAUCCUAUGCCGCUAUGUACCAUUACAAUGGAAUAUGUGCAGUGCAGUGGGGAAUUCUGGAAUUCUGGACCAGAACAAUGGUUAACGAGGCGAAUUUUAAAUGCACUAUAGAGUUUUUUAAAGACUGCCUGAAGAUUCUUAAUAAAACAUAAUCAAUAAUG